This is a messenger RNA of Cornus florida, 3434 nucleotides long. Its product is annotated as disease resistance protein RPM1-like. The transcript is spliced from 2 exons. NCBI's taxonomy places the organism in Eukaryota, Viridiplantae, Streptophyta, Magnoliopsida, Cornales, Cornaceae. The record is from RefSeq and is a predicted model, not a curated record. Gene Ontology annotation, biological process: defense response to other organism. Gene Ontology annotation, molecular function: ADP binding. Bases 389 to 3163 code for a protein of 924 amino acids.
CAUUUUGAUUUAUGUGUGUGUCUAUAUAUAUAUAUAUAUAUUGAAGGGUAUUGUCUACACGACAGCUCGUGUACGAAGAACAUUAUAUAACUUGCCUCUCUCAUUCCAUUUCUUCUUUCAAUGUUUACUUUUGUUAUCUAACUCAAUUUCAAAGCGUAGUCAAGAAAGUCAGUAUUUGGUUUAUGCGGAGAACUCUAAGCCUAUUUUGGUAUAAGGCCAGUCCAUAUAAUUAUCUACGCACAAUCAUCCAGAUAUUGGAACAGUGUUCCCUACAAAUGUCAGUAACAAAACAAUGUAGUCAUGGUUGGUUGACAAUUAAACAAAAUACCAUCACUGCGUCUGAAGACGAAAUGAAGUGCUGAGAAGGGAAGCUAGUUAGCACGCAAGCAUGGCCUCUGCUGCAGUAGAACUUUUGAUCGGCAAGAUAGUUUCCGUCAUUGAGAACGAAGCAUCGUUGAUUGAAGGAGUUCAUGAUGAACUCAACGACCUCAAGAAUGAGUUACACUGGAUGAGUUCCUUUCUGCAGGAUACUAAUAAAAAGAGAGCUAUGACAGAAGUAGAGAAAUCCUGGGCGGAAGAUGUGAGAGGCAUGACCUACAGAGUUGAAAACGUCAUAGAUGAGUAUAUGUAUCACUUGAACCAGCAACAAGGUCGGGGUAAAUUAAAAAGAAUCUUCGAUGAUACUAUUGGCAUUCCAAAGAAUCUCGGGGUGAAGCGCCAAAUAGCCACUGAGUUACAGAAUAUCAAGAGAAUGAUGAAGGAGAUUCCCGAAAGAAAACAACGUUACAGUGUUGUCGAUCCUACGGAAGAAACAAGCUCACAUGACGAUCAGAAAUGGAUGCAAAACCAGGCUGAAUCUGCUCUCUUCUUUAAGGAUGAGGAUCUAGUCGGGAUUGAAGCUGAUAGACAAAAAUUAGUCAGAUGGUUGACGGAUGGCGAACCACAACGCACUGUUAUUUCAGUAGUGGGAAUGGGCGGUUCAGGCAAGUCCACCCUUGUUGCCAACGCCUACAACCAUGGAAAUGUCAAGCGAAUUUUUCAUUGCUAUGCUUGGAUCACUGUCUCACAAACUUACGACAUUGAGGACUUACUUGGGCGCAUGAUUAAGGAGUUCUUCAACACAUCACAGGAAGCAGUUCCAGAGGACUUGAGCAACAUGGAAUACAAACACCUGGUCGAGCAUCUGUCAAAAUACUUACAGCCAAGAAAGUAUGUAGUUGUUCUGGAUGAUGUAUGGGACGGUGAUGUAUGGAAGUUCAUAAAAUAUUCACUUCCAGAUGAAGGACUUGGAAGUCGUGUUUUGGUUACAACUCGGAGAGAAGAUAUAGCUUCAUCUUUUUCUGAAGUUAAAAGCUACGUCCACCAUCUUAAACCGCUACGAAUGACGGAUGCGUGGCACCUCUUUUGCAUGAAAGCAUUCUCAAGCAAUCCCAACAACAAUUGUCCUCAAGGACUCGACAACUUAGCUCGGGGCCUCGUCAAAAAAUGUGAUGGUUUACCUUUAGCAAUUGUGGCUUUGGGUGGUGUCAUGUUUUCCAAAAAAUUAGAAUGGGAGUGGAAACAAGCUUAUGAUGGCUUAAACAACUCUAUGUUGAGCAACAACACUGAGUUAGAAAGAGUGAAAAACAUCUUGCAGCUUAGCUUCAAUGAUUUGUCUUACCGGCUUAAGUGUUGCUUCUUAUAUUGUAGUCUUUUUCCUGAAGACUAUCUGAUCAAGAGAAAGCGGCUCAUUAGACUUUGGAUGGCAGAAGGGUUUAUAGAAAAGGUGAAGAAGACAACACCUGAGGAUGUAUCAGAGAAUUAUCUUAUGUCACUCAUUAACCGAAGCCUGCUUCAAGUUGUGGAGAGGAAUCCAACGGGAAGGCCAAGAAGAUUUAAGAUGCACGAUCUUAUGCGGGAGCUUGCUAUAUCGGUAUCAGAAAAAGAGAAGUUUUGCACAGUACUCCAUGAUGGUAGUACAAGUACUGAUGACAGUGAUAAAGAAGAGAACGGAGUGCGUCGGUUGUCAAUCAAACAAGGUGACAGAGAACUACUUAAAUCAUGGAAGUGUAUGUCUCAUCUUCGCUCUCUUUUUGUUUUUGUUGUUAAUGCGAUUUCUCCAUCUUUGAGUACUACAUUGCCAUCUGGCUUAAGACUACUAAGAGUCUUAGAUCUGGAAGACGCACCGAUUGUGAAAUUGCCAGAUGAACUAGUUCAUCUUUACAAUUUGAGAUAUUUGAACUUGAGAAGAACUAAGGUGAAGGAACUUCCAAAGUCCAUUGGAAGACUCCACAAUCUUCAAACCUUAGACUUGAGAGAUUCAGAGAUAGAAGUGCUUCCAUCUGAAAUUACCAAGUUACAGAAUUUGCGGCAUCUAAUUAUGUUCCGCUACAAUUCAGAACGUUCAUGGGACUUUGAUCUCCUUUAUGAGACACCGUCACCGUCAAAUAUUUGUAAGCUAAAAAACUUGCAAGUGUUGUAUCUAGAAGCAGGGAUGUUGAAAGAAGCGAGGAACAUGGCCCAACUCACAACUCUUGUCAUUACGAAGGUGAGAAAAACAGAUGAGGAAAACUUGUGCAUCUUAGUCGAAAAUAUGAAACUUCUUCGCAGCUUAUUCGUGAGGGUAAUUGAGGAAGAAGAACACCUUCGAAUGGAUGCACUCUCCUCAGCUCCGCCCCGUCUUAGCAGGCUUGUUUUAUUUGGAAAGCUGAAGAAGGUGCCGCAUUGGAUUCACUCACUCCAAAACCUCACAUUUUUGUGUUUGCUUUGGUCCAGGCUGAGAGAAGACCCACUUCCAUACAUCCAAGCACUGCCUAAUUUAGGGAAGCUUGUGCUUCACAAUGCCUACAUGGGAACGCAUUUAUGCUUCGAUACAGGUUUCCACAAGCUUAAAUUUCUAUUCUUGGUAUAUCUCCCUCAACUGAGUGAGAUAACAAUAGAGAAGGGAGUGAUGCCAGGUCUCCAACACCUGACUCUACGUGCAUGUGAGGGGUUGAAGAUGUUGCCUUAUGGUGUCGAAUAUCUCAUGCAUCUCCAAGAAUUGAUUUUGGAAAUAGUUCUGCGUGAGCUCAUAGAUCGAAUACGUGGAGAAGAGAGCGUGGAUCGCCCAAAGGUUAGACACAUCCCCGUGAUCAAACAUAUCUUCCAGUCCCAAAACAAACGGUUUUAUGAAAUCUUGUCCUGAUUUGAUCUACUGCAAGAAGGUAACACGUUUUCGUUUUGCAUGUUAUGUGUUUCAUUAAAAAUCAGUAUCCAUUUCUUUCCUUAUUGUCCCCUGUAUCAUUUGGACAUAACUUGUCUUGGUACUACGUCCAUCUCAUGCAUGAAGGUAACUAAAACUUUUGUGUCACUCUGUACGUGAACUAGCUUGUAGUUUCUUAAAUCAAUCACUGAGUGGGUUUUCUUACAAGUUUGUGACAUAUUUAUAAUCAAAUACUCAUUGUGGAUUGUUCUUA